UUCAGAAGUCACAUGUAAUGGAAAUGCAGAAUGCCAUGUGGAAAUAUCUAUUCAGUUUUUCUUUAAUUUUGCAUAAUUUUAGUGGAGAAUGUGUUUAAUUUGCGCAAGAACACACUGAGACGGAAAAAUGAAGAACAAACCCGGACGUCACAAGACUACUAACUUAUUCAAGUUUCAAUCAUUUGGAGAGCGCAUCUCCGGUGUAAAUGUGGAUGUGUUCCACCGGGUGGGGCAUGAAAAUGAAUCUCCAGAAGAAGGGGAGGACGCUCCAUCAUUUCUCCAUCAGCGAUUGGUCAAGUGGGAUGACUUGAAUUACUCGGAAAGCUAUAAGAAGCUUCGCAGACAACUGCCAGGCAACGUAAAAUCACCAGUGGAUGUUAUAGCUCAGAAGGAUCAAAUUCUGAGCAUUUUGCUUGAAACAUUGAAGAAUCCAGAUCAAUAUUCACUUCAAACUACAUUAGAGCUUGUAGUUGCGCUAGCUCAAGACUUGGAAAAAGAAUUCUACCCGUAUUAUUUUGACGUCUACCAUCAACUUCUGCAACUUCUGAACUGCCAGGACGCUGAUCAGCUUGAAUGGACAUUUUCGUGUCUUGCCUAUUUAUUGAAAUUCCUGUGGAGAGUUCUUGUCAAAAACAUCGGAAUCGUUUUCAAAAGUCUUCUUCCACUUCUGAGUAGUUCGAAACCCUGGUAUAUCAACAAUUUUGCAGCAGACACUUUCGCAUUUGUUGCUCGAAAAGUCAAGGACAGGAAAUCGUUCAUGAAAUUGGUCCUGGAAAAUAUUAGCAGCACGCAUGAUGAUAAAAUUGCAGGUUGUGGUCGAUUGUUUUUUGCAAUCAUCAAAGGAAUUACGGGACAGUUUCAUAGCUGUGCAAAUCAGUAUUUUCCAUUUCUUUUCGAGUCGCUAUCUGAUGAUGAGCUACCACAUGAUGUUUUAUUCAAGAUCCUUGCGGAAAUGUUGGGUCAUGUCAACAAGUCGGUCAGUCCCAAAAAUUGUGAGCUCUUGUGGACUGUUCUUUUGAAUACAUUGAAAAAGUUCUUAGAGCGCUGGAAAGCAAAAUCAACUGAAAAAACCGAAACUAACAUUCAAGACAUGCUAGCGUUAAUACUGAUAGUCUUGAAAGGUAGAGACGCUGCAUCGGUUACCAAUCCAGGUCAACUUAUCGGUGCAACAAUGGAACUUUUGGAUGCAGACCUCCCCUCACAAGUUAAUCGAUUGGUGUCAGACGUCACCUCUACACUACUGAAGUCCCAAAAUCUUCAUUUGUCACAGGAGUCAGCGGUUCAACUGUCAUCAAAGGUAUUCUCAAAAUUCAAUUUCGAGCUCUUAAUAGAGUUUGUAAAGCAAACCCUGAGUUAUGUCAAUUUUGAAGCUCUUAUCCUACCUGGAACCCUUAGUGCUUGUGCGGAAGCUGUAGCAGGAGACAAACAAGUUCUGUUUAAAGUAGUGGAAUUACUUGCUGAAAUAGUAUCAUUCAAAACUUCUUGUUGCGUGACCAGUGAAGACCUGAGUGAAUGGCAGUUCUACUCUCUAAAGGACAACCGCAAAAGGAGCAGCAAAAACCAAAUUUGUGAAUUAAGUGUUGACUAUCUUGAUCGCAUCAAGUCAGUGGAUGAAAUUAUGACUAGCUAUGAAAAUGUUCUCAAUAUUUUUAUAAUUCUACCGCACUUCAAGACGAUGAACUCUAAACAAGCUGCGGUGCUUUUAAGGAUAAACCAGUUUAUUCUGGAUGAAUUGGCAAGGACAGAUCUAAAUUCGGAUGAGCAAAUUUGCAAACUUUUCCACUUGUGGACUUUCGUGCUUAUUACUGUCAUCCAAGUAGAGGACGCAAAAGAGCAGUUCCUCAAAAAUUUAGCUUGUGAUAAGUUUUUGGGUGUUCUAUUGAAACAUUGUCAGCAAGAUAUUUGUACCACUGCAGUCUUAAGAGUUUUGGAUUUUUCCAUCUUUGCUGCAUCGGCAUCUGCGAUCAAUCACAAGCUAUGUUUGAAGAUUGAGCAGGAAGUAGUGAAACACUUGGCAUCACCAUUUCAUAUGAUUCGACUGCUGGCCGCAACCAUUCUAGUCUCUCUAAACAAGAACCAAGAGCAUGAAACUGCCACAAACAAAUUACAGGUUUAUGAAACAAUUCUCAAAGCAGAGAAGUUUGAGAUCAGCAUUACUGCAUAUCGUGACAAGCUGAUAUGUUUGCAACGCUUGGAAUACAAUUCAAAGUUAAAAGAUCUCCUUGAUGACAAUCUCACAGCACCGCUCAGUUAUCUAUUCGGUACUUUGUUCAUUAACUUCAAGUUAAUUUGGAGUCCUGUUAAUGAAAUUGUAACAGCGUACGCCAGUAUGAUGCCUGUUGACAAAUUUUGGCCCAUCUACCGAAACCAGUUACUCUUCACAUCAGAGCUCUGCAGAAACCGGGUGCUUCAAAAACAUCAAGUUGAUGUCCCGUUUAAUGGUCCGUUUCUGAACAGUCUUUAUUCAAAACUAAACUCACUAGAGGAGAAACCUGACUACUUCAAUUACCGCUGUUUGCUCCUGGAAAACUUGAAAAAUUUCAUCACCGUGCGAACGGUCAAAAGCAAAGAAAUUUAUGAACUCUUCCUCGAUUUCAUGGAAAAUGAGUACAAUGUCAUCAACCCAGAUGUGGCCAAAUCGUGGAACGUGAAGCAGCACAACAAGUUCCUUGAGGCAGACGCUGAAGAUGAGGCUAAAAAAGGAGAUGAAGGCUCUCCAGAAGGACCAGAUUUCUCCGCAGAGGUCACCCUUAGUGCUAAAAAGCUUAACAGGUUGCUUAUGGCUUAUCUGAAGCUCAUCUGUUUGCCUCGAAACCAAAAAUUAGCGGAAUUGGAGUCAAAAGUUGAGUCAAUUUAUGAAGACCUGUUGAUGCACCGAUCUUCCGACAUUCAGAAGCUUGCUUUUGAUUGCAUUGUCUCUCGCAAGUAUGAAUAUCUCACCCCAUACAUUGAAAACAUGAAUCGAUUAAUUGACGACAAGACUUUCAAAUCAGAACUGACGGCUUUCCGAAUCGACUCAAAUAGUGAAAGUGUAGUGCCACUUCACAGACCAAAGCUUAUCCCCAUCGUCCUUAGAAUUUUGUACAGCAAGAUGUUGAACACCAAGAAAGUGGGCAGCCACGUUCGACGGACAACAAUUCUCCGAUAUUUAGCAGGUUGUGAGAGUAAAGAAUUGGAACUUUUUGUUGAGAUGUCUUUCAAAUUGUUCAUGCCCUGGGUUCGUAGUAACCCCGAAGUCUAUCCUAUGACAUGUAACAUAAUGUCGUCGUUGAACCUGGAAAACACUAUCCCACCACGUCAGCUGUUUUCAUCCAUCACCCUAGCUGGAGUAAUCUUAACACAAAGCGGUGGUCUAAUGGAUGAGAAAUCAUUGCAGUUGCUCCUGAAAGUAAUAUUGGUGAUCGGAGCCAACAUGAGUGGCAUAUUCUCUCGGUGGCAAAAUGUCCACUCAGGUUAUCACAGCAUGUUGAAUAGAAUCAAAAGUGCAGCCACAGACUUAGUUACAAUGUUUUUCAAGCGCUUUGAAGCCUACAGUUGGACUGUUGAUGAAAUAAAUGCUAUCUUCCAAGUGUUCGUUUGGCCUUGGUUACGUCGGUUACCAUAUGAAGGUGUUUUCAGUCCAACGCCACUUUUUAAGCUGUUUGUAUGCUGGAGUGAAAAUCCACGGUACUUUAAUCUUCUAGCAAAACCUACAAUCAAAGACAAUGUCACACCAUUGGACAUGCUAAUGAAAUUAUUAUUAAAUGAAAAAACUCAUGGAUCGGUUUGUAAUGGAAUCUUGGAGAUAAUAGAGCGUUUACUGACUUUGAGUGAUUUUCAGUCACAUAAAAUUGAAGACGAUGAGGAAAUAGUUAUUAGUCCAAUACCAUUAGAUUUUGAGCCUAAAGCUCCAGAAAAUGGAAAAUUAAAAAAGCGGCUGAACCUCGGAAGUUGUUUGCUGCAUCCGCAUCUCUACUCAAUUCUGAAAAAGUUACAAAGUAGGCUGUUUGUUUCAAGGAAGAAGACUCUGUCUGCCCGAGACCUAUUGAUUCUGUCCAGAGUAACAGAGAUCGCUGAUGGAAAUGAACUUGCAGAGUCAUUGUUAUCUUUAAUUGUACCAGUUUUGUUGAACAAAUCCUCUCAGGCGGAAGAAAUAGUUUACCCAUUACUGACAACAACGCUCAAUCUAUUGAAGCCAGUGAAUGUCGACAAAAGUUACCUGCGUAAACUGGGAAUCCUAUUCGCAAAUAUCAGUCACGUUUCAUGCAGGAAAAUGCUACUGACAUUAACGAAAGCAAUUAGUUCGAAGCUAAACGAUCCGAACGUAAUGGAUGUUAGCAUUCUGUUUGACCUAAAUGCAUACAACAGUAAGUGGGUCGAGCAACCUGACUUUGACAAAAGAUUGAGUGCGUUCAAGACCAUUGAAGAUAAAAUCGAAGCCAAUGCAAUAUCACCUGAACUGGGUGUGAUCCUAAUACACAAUUUCUGCUUCUUUAUCAACCACGAAACAGACAUGGCACUGAGAGAUCGUUCCAGUUUUUGUUUGAAGAAACUGGCCGUUAUGCUUUGCUCAACAUACAAGAGCCAAGAUCUGAACUUCAUUGUCAAUCAAACAAUUGCUCCCAUCAUGCAGAAAUCGUUUAAAGAUAUCAAAAAUGAAAAGAUGUACACGGAGUGCGUAAGUUUGCUGGGCUGCCUGGUGCGAGAGUGUCCACAGGCAUACUUUGUUUAUCAAGAUUUUGCACCGCUGGUCAACAAAGCAGACUUAGAGGUAGACUUCUUUGAAAAUUUACUUCAUCUGCAGUUGCACAGGAAGGUCAGAGCGCUGCUAAAGUUCUCGGAAAUGUGCAAGAGUUUGAAGAAGUCUCCUAAUUUGCAGACUCUGGUCAACUACGCUUUGCCGUUGGUCUCACAGUUCCUAUGCACGCCGGAACACGUAGGGCACAACUCAAUUAUUGAUGCAGCUGUUGAGGCUUUAGGAAGUAUUUGCAAACUUCUACCAUGGCAACAGUAUUAUGCAAUCUUGCAGUUUUAUUUGAGUAAAAUGAAACGACUGGUAGAGUUCCAAAAACAGCUUGUAAAAAUCGUCAAAACCAUACUAGACUCUUUUCAUUUCGACUUGUCCAGAGCUGCAGAGAUUAAAAGAAACCCAAAUGGUAAAAUAAGGAAGAAGAAAAGUACGUCCAACUCGUCUGAUGUGAACUCAGUCGCAGAAGAAAAUGCUGGCGAUGAUACCUUAGAUGACCCCAGUAAAAUUGAAGAUGACCCAGCAGAAGAAACAGUAACAGAAACUGGAAAUGAGAAUGAGGCACCAGAGAAGGAGACAAAUGAGGAAGAUGAGAGCAAUGAAGGAGACGAACCCAAAGACGAAGAUUUAGAAAAGCUAGAAAGAGAGCUUGCUGUCAAUAUUUCCGAGGAACCGGAAAACGUUUGCGUUGAUGAAGAAACAGAAGUUGAGCCUAUUGUCAACCGUUUGUCCGUUCUUCAACCGAUGGAAGCCAGCAAAAUCAUCCACACAAUCGUCAGCAAUCUGUUACCGCAGCUUCGCGCAACUAUCGCUGAACGGUCUCUCACAGAUAAAUUCCACAAGUCAAACAAAAAGAACGCAGGCCCUGAUCGUGACGAAGAAGACAUUCUCCGUAUUCCUCUAGCUCUGACGAUCACGCAGCUCCUUCAAAAACUACCGGAAAAAUUACUGAGAGCCAACAUCCCUGGUAUUUUCAUGAAGCUUUGCAUGUUUUUGACAUCUCGCCUAGAGAGUGUCCGUCGUGCGACGCGGCAAACACUCCAGCAAAUUAUACUGUCCCUGGGACCUGAGUAUUUGGAGACGUUGAUAACGGAAAUGAUAUCUCUUUUGACGAAAGGCUUCCAUGUUUAUGUUCUCGUGCAUACUCUUCAUUCUGUACUGGUGGCAGUGCAACCUUUGUUGAAGGCGGGGGAUAUCGACCGUUGUUUACCACUCAUAUUGAAGGUUUGCAUGGAGGAUGUGUUCGGAAGUAUUGCUGAAGGGAAAGAAUCUGCCCAAGUGCAGGGUAAAUGGGUUGAAGCCAGGGGCAACAGGAGUUAUGACGUUUUCCAUAUAUUGGGUGAAUUCAUCAGUCAAAAAUGCUUGAUCAAUCUCAUCCUACCUUUAAAAGAGGAAUUAGCUUCCAGCUUUGUGCACCAAAGGAUAUUUAGAGUUCAGGAAUGUUUGCGUUACAUUGUCCUUGGUCUAGUGAAUAAUCAGUUUCUUUCAACUGAGGCAAUGCUUAUAUUCGCAUACGGCGUGACGUCACAAAGCAUACCUGCUCUCCUGAAAGGACUGGAACCUGAAACAAACCUCGAUGAGAAGGAAAAAAUCCUAGCUGAAAGAAGAAAUCCAGAUUGUUUUAUUAUCCCUCCAGCUCCAAAAGAAAGGCCAAAAGUGGAGUCGCAUGUUUAUGCCAAAACAAACGCCCACAUUCUAGUUGAAUUUGGUUUGCGGUUAUAUCACUAUCUCCUAAAGAAAGAAAAAGUAAAAGAUCCAAGCUAUCAUCCUCAUCUUGAUCCACUCGUAUCCAUCCUUAGUGACUGUUUGAAAUCUGGCAAGGUGCGGCUGACCAUUCUGGCAUGCAAUUGUCUAUGCUGGGUGCUAAAAAUAGACUUACCAGCUCUUCGAGCAAAUAUCAAAGUUAUUGCGCAACAGCUAUUUGAUCUCCUCCACAAGUAUGCAGCAGCAGGAUUAAGCAAAGGUGAUAACUUUGAGCUAGUCCAGGUGUCAUUCAAAGCAAUGUCAACCCUAGUCCGUGAUGUCAAGUACCACAAAAUAACCAAAGCUCAACUUCGUACCCUACUUUUGUACGCCGAACAAGACUUAUAUGACUACUCGCGGCAAGCUACCGCAUUCACCUUGCUCAAAGUCAUCAUUGGGAAGAAACUCACAGCUCCAGAAAUUCAUGCAGUGAUGGAAAAAGUUGCAUCCCUGAGUAUCACUGCAGAUUUACCUCACGUCAGACUCCAAGCACGGCAAGUUUUCCUUGCUUUUCUGUUGAAUUACCCGCUACGGAAUAAAAUUGAACAACACUUGACAUUCUAUCUGAAACAGUUGGACUACGAACAUCAGACUGGGCGGGAGUCGGCAUUAGAAAUGAUGAACGCAAUUAUAACAACAUUUCCUGAUUCAAUGCUUGCAGGCUACGCAGGACUUUUUUUCCUAUGGCUUGGACCAAGAUUGGUCAAUGAUUCUGCGCCGGAAUGUCGUAAAAUGGCAGCUGCUUGUAUUCAGCGCCUGUUGUCACGCUUGGGAAAAGAGGUCGUUGACAAACUCUUUGACAUGGUGUUGGUCUGGGUGAAGCAUCCAAAAACAAUUUACCGACGAUUAUCAGUCCAGCUCUGCGGGAUAUUCAUCAAGCAUGAGAAGAGCGAAUUUAAGAGGCGAGUAGAAACAUUGUUACCGGUUGUGUGUACGCACCUGAUCGGUAAUUUUGAUGAUAAUCAACCAGGGAGAUUUGUCCGGAUUCAAACAAAAGAAGCAUUGGAGGAAGCUAUGGAUGGUGGGGAGGUUUUGAAAGACCAUCAUCUUUAUCAGCUGCUAAAUAUGUUGGUCAAGCUUUGCGCAGAGUGUCCAGAAGUACUCACGAGUGAUGAGUUUAAAGAUUCGCUACAAGCUAUCAGUGCAAAAGCUCAAGAGCUUUUGGGUCACCCUCAUGAGUGGGUGCGGUUAGGAGCGGCAGAAUUUUUGUAUUCCAUGAUGAGCUCCACACCACCAGCCGAUAUUGCUACCUUGGCCAACAUUCCAGUCGCUGAAGCAGAGCUUGCCUCUGGCUUUUUACGCUCCAAUGUGCGUGAAAGUUUGAAGUCCCUCAUAUUGGACCAUGUCGAUCAACUCCGGCCGGGAGCCCAAAUUCUUGACAAAUUAUUAAUUCAGACCAUGAAAAAUCUAGUAUACAUAGCUGAAGUUUUAAAAGAUGUCCAAGAAAUGGAAGGGGAAGUAAAAGUCUCGCUAAUUUGGCUGGUCAGGAAACUGAGGCAGCGAAUCAAUAUGGAACUAGCCAGAGCUCCCUUAAACACAACAAUCAGGACGAUGGUCUUCAAUUGGUUUGCGGCCCUAGCCCUCAAAUUCACGAAAGAUGAGCUGCGUCAGAUAAUAUUUCAUGCUCUUGCUCCGAUCGUCCGUGAGCUGACUACGACUGAAGCCCACUUGGAAGAGUUGCGUGGCAUUGCCAAAGAGGUCUCUGGAUAUUACAAGCAGAAAUUUGGACUUCAAGAGUAUUCGCAGUUGGUCCACAAAGUCCAGAAUCGGUUAGACAUCAAACGUGCUGAGAGAAAGAAAUCACGUGCUCAAGAGGUCAUCAAGAAUCCAGAGAAAGCAGCCAAGAGGAAAAUCAAGAAACAACUGAGGACCAAAGAUCAAAAGAAACGUAAAAUAGAGCAAUUUAAAUCUGGAGAUCGCAAAAGGAAGAUACAGUCUGUUGAAUUUACUGAUUAAAGACUCGCUGACUUUAGAACUAAUUUUUGGCUGUGAUUUUAUUAAGUUAACAAGUGCCUAAUGAUUGAACGAAUUCUUCUUGGUUUUGUGGUGUGCAUAGAUUUGUUUUACAUUAAUCUUUGUUACGCUGAUAUGGGAGGAAGCAUGUCUUACUAUCAAAGAGCUUUCCUUCGCUGUUAAGCUUUUUGAUCAAAACGUAUGAAAAUUUAGGCAGAUUUAAGGUUAAAAAUAGAAUUUAAUAAUUUUUCUUUUAAACUGUUCAACUACAGUAACCUAACAGGGCAUUGAGACGGCGAAUCUUCUUUUGAAUUUUAAAAGUUUGUUUCAUUAAAUUUAGCUCCAGUGUACUCGGGAAUAUUUGUCUUAAAAAAAGAAUGCUGACUUAGCAGUUUCCUAAUUAGUUGUAUUCUGUUGCAAGUUUUAUGAGUUUUUCAAAAAGUUAUAUAACUGCGUAAUAUUUACGCACUUAAUUUUAAAAAUCAUUCAAGCAUGACCUUGAUGGUUUUUAAAAAACAUAACACUGUAUUCCUCUGUUUUCUUUUGUCUGGAUUACCUGAGUACAUAUCGUAUGCUUGAUACAAAGAUAUUCAGGUCAUCAAUUUUUUAUAGCUAACUCUAAAGGCCCCCGCCAUUUUGAUAAUAAGUCAAACAGCGGACAUAUUACACAGGGUGUAAGGGAGAUAGAGAGCUGAAAAAAGGGAGAAGUGGGGGAAAAGCUUACCCCAUGUUUCUGAAAAAAUCACGAAAAAGACCAGAACUUUUUCCUCUAGUCUGAUUUUCCAUAUAUCAUGUCAUUAUUUUCAUCCCUCAAAAAGAGGCCCCAAAAAAUUUAAUUUUCAAGAGUGAAAUGGAGAACUUUGAGGUCAAGUUCGAGACUCUCUGUAGUAAUGGUUCCUUCGCACAUAUCUGUUGCUAAAGGAUCAAUCCUAAAAUCAAGAGAUUUUUUUAUUGUUUGUAGGAAAAUUCAGUUAAAGUUGGCGAUGCAUAAUUUCAAAACAAGCUCUUAGUAAAAUCAGUGCACAGUAAUUUUAUGAUGAAAAAGAAGGAGUAAAAUUGAUAAUGUUUUAUUACUCUCAUAUAUAUACAACAAACAAAUAACAUACGGUAAUAUCUACAAUAUCAUGAAAUAUCGAAAGAAUAGUAAGAAACUAGGUUGUGCUUUUCAAAGCCAAGGCAAAGAAAUGAAACGAGAAACAGCUACAAACUAACCUGAGCUAUUGAAGGUGGUUUCAGACUAAAAUGACAAGCAGUUGAGAGAAGUGGGCAACUCAAGGCCCUUUAAAGGAUAGAUGACAACAAGAUAGAAUAUGAAUUAUACACUUUUACUGUUACUAGAUAUCCUGUUGUAACGUCAACAAGAUAAGAAUCUCAUGAAAUUUUCCUUCUUAAAUUGAUCCUUUGAAUUUUAGGAAUACCCACGAAAUGGAUUUUCAUGAACCUAAGGCCAGCGGUCAAUGACCUGCUAAAUCUUGCGAUCUUUCAGCUCAUUGAAAGCCAAAA
This is a messenger RNA of Bemisia tabaci, 9925 nucleotides long. RefSeq names its product small subunit processome component 20 homolog. Gene Ontology annotation, cellular component: small-subunit processome; nucleolus; 90S preribosome. Lineage: Eukaryota; Metazoa; Arthropoda; Insecta; Hemiptera; Aleyrodidae. The record is from RefSeq and is a predicted model, not a curated record.